UCACAACAGCGGUAUAUUCCACCGGCUUCGAUUUUCCUUCCUCCAAUCUUGGAACACGAGAGAGAGAGGGAGAACAAGAAAGAAGAAGGACAUGGAGACAGGGAAAAGAGGGGAGAAGCCGCACGUAGCGCUUCUGGCAUUCCCCUUCGGCUCGCACGCUACGCCGCUCCUAACGCUGGGUCGCCACCUUGCCGGCCUGGCAGGGGACGUUAAGUUCUCCUUCUUCACCACCGCGGCCUCCCUUAAGCCCAUCUCCUCUUUGGUUUCCGCCUGCUCGGGGAACCCCAACAUGGUCUUCUGCACCAUCCCCGACGGCUUGCCGGAGGACUUCGCCUUCUCGCCGGAGCGGCCUCAGGAAGGCAUCGAGCAUUUCCUGCGAUCGGCUCCCCACGACCUCCGGCGGGCCCUGGCAGGGAUGCAACCGCCCCUCUCCUGCGUGCUCGCGGACGCCGUCCUUGUGUUUGCGCAGGACCUCGCCGACGAGGCAGGCGUGCCGUUGAUCUCCUUCUGGACGUCUGCGGCCUCUUCCCUCAUCACACACAUUAACACCGAUCGCCUCCGAGAGAAGUUCGGGGUGGUGCAAGCACUGACGCCUGAGAACAGAGAUAUUCCCGUCGAUUGCAUCCCGAGCCUCCCCUUCCUGAGGCUCCAGGACCUGCAGGAGUGCAUCGUCUCCGGCCGCCUCGACUCCGUCUUCUCCGUUCUACUCCACAACAUGGCCAAGGCGAUUCCACGGGCGGCCGCCGUACUUACCAACACAUUUGAGUCGCUCGAGCCCUUCUCUCUCACGGACCUCCGAACCAAACUAAAUGCCUGUCUCACCAUCGCUCCGUUGUUCCUCCUGUCACCGCCGCCGCCGGCAUCUUCCCCUGCCGCCGACGACCACGGAUGCAUUUCCUUCCUUGAUUCCCACCUGCCCAACUCCGUCGUGUACGUCUGUUUCGGCUCCGUCGCAGACUUACGCAUACCGAAGCACGAGAUCGCGGCAUUGGCAGAGGGCCUCGAGUCAUCCGGCGCUCCGUUCUUAUGGUCCCUGAAGCCUGAGAGGCAAGCCGACUUACCUGCUGGUUUCGUGGACAGAGUCAAGGGACGUGGGCUCAUGGUUCCAUGGGCACCGCAGCUGGCCGUCCUUCCCCAUGCUUCCCUCGCAGUGUGCAUAUGCCAUGGCGGAUGGAACUCCAUCCUUGAGGCCAUCGCUGGAGGUGUGCCGGUGAUAUGCCGGCCGGUCUUUGGCGACCACCCUAUAAACUCCCGUUUGGUUGAUAUCUCGUGUUGGGGUGUGGGGGUCACUGUGAGGGAUGGGACUUUCACCAGGGAGUCCGUUGAGGAGGCAAUCCGGCUCGUGUUGAGCGAGCAGGUGGGGAAGGCAUUGAGGGAGAAGGCGGGCCACCAUUGGAAGAGGCUAAUGUGUGAGGCGGUGGGCGAAGACGGGAGUUCUACCAGGAAUAUAAAUGCGUUGGUGGAGAUGGUGAGAGGAAGGGCUUGAGGAGUCAGAUCACGUUUUUUGUCUACCAGUAUCCGUUUGUCUGUUUGUUUUUUUGUUUGUUUUUUUGUUUUUUUGUUUUUUUGUUUUUUUUUUCUUUGGUCGAUCAUUUUUGUCUACCAGUAUCCGUUUGUUUGUUUUUCUUCCUUUUUUUUUCCCCUUUCCUUUGGGGGAGGUUGAUAGCUUCAUAUUUAAAUUUAAGAUCUUUAGUGUUUGAGAUAAUAACAGUCCUUCUCCCUCUAAUUUUAAAUCCAACUUUCUUUAAGUUAAGGAUUGAAGUGUGGACUUUAGGUGUAUCCUAAGAUCUUUAGUUUGCUGAACAGUGGAUAUUUUCAUGGAUUUUUUUGUCACAUCAGCGAAAAAGCAUGUCAUGUCAUUUUCGCAUCAGAUAUAUGGAUUUGAAACUGCUUAUAAUCAAACACCUCCUUUGAGUUUUACUGAGGCUACUACUUGGGGAUGUUGUUUAGGUUUUGAUCCAUUUGCGCAUUACAGUAAAUUUUGAUUUUGAAUGAUGUUAAAAUGUGCUGCUCAUAAUGUAUGUCAAGGCCUUGGAGGUCAUAUUGAAUCGAACCCCGUUAUUGAAAGCCCUGGUGAAAUGUUGUGGGGAAAGGAGAAAUCUGUACGGACAGCUGAAAUUUCAUCCGCCCAAUUUGAAAACCCAUGAAACUAGGUGAAAUUUCACCCCGAGCAGGUGAAAUUUCACCUGCUCGAGUUUAUUGUUGUGUGCGCUCAUUUCACCCCGCUCGACUUCCCUCCGCAGCUACUCCUCCCUUCUGCCUUCUCUCCGUCGCACCAAAGGCCUACUCACCGUCGCCGCUGCGCCGUCGCCUCUCCUCUCCUCCGCCGGUACGCUUUCUCUGGCUUCUCACUGGCAGAGAAGAGAGACGCGGAGACAAGGCAUCAUCUGCUACUGCCACAGUUGCCGCUCCAUCCCCUCUGUUACUGCCCCGCUAUGAUGAAAGAUCAGUUUGCAAACUAUGUUGUGCAAAAGGCAAUCGAUACUUGUGAUGACCAACAACGUGAAUUCAUUCUGUCACGGAUCAAGGUGCACUUGAAUGCUCUGAAGAGAUAUACUUAUGGAAAGCACAUUGUUGCUCGUGUGGAGAAGCUCAUAGCUAAUGGAGAGAGGCGCAUGGGGGCAUCUACUUCCAAAGCACCUUGAAAACAGAGGAUCAAGAGACCUUGUACAGCUAACAUGGCUGGCGUAAUUGAAAACCAGUCCAUGAUUGUUUUGUUCUCCUUCCCAUCUUCAUUUGUCUUUUUGGUAGAUUGAAAAUGAGAGGCAAUAGAUGCUGAGGUUAAUUGUAUAAAUGGUAGGCCAGCUUAAUAAUCUUCUUGUUGUGUAUAUCUUGUAAUCCCUUAACUGUAAUUCAAGUAAAUGGCGGUGGUCAUGCCGAUUCUUA
This is a messenger RNA of Nymphaea colorata (pocket water lily), 2886 nucleotides long. Its product is annotated as anthocyanidin 3-O-glucosyltransferase 7-like. The record is from RefSeq and is a predicted model, not a curated record. Lineage: Eukaryota; Viridiplantae; Streptophyta; Magnoliopsida; Nymphaeales; Nymphaeaceae. The coding region runs from base 92 to 1486 and encodes 464 amino acids. The transcript is spliced from 4 exons. Gene Ontology annotation, molecular function: UDP-glycosyltransferase activity.